Messenger RNA from Xyrichtys novacula (pearly razorfish), 9075 nucleotides. The record is from the annotation of a GenBank genome assembly. NCBI's taxonomy places the organism in Eukaryota, Metazoa, Chordata, Actinopteri, Labriformes, Labridae.
AUGGGAGAAGAAAACAUCUUUCUUUUCGUGCCCAAUAUAAUCGGUGAGUUUGCCUGUAGCUCGUUAGCCUUGCGUUAGCCGGUACAGGUGAUGGUACCAGAGUCCGUCCAGAACAGCACGGACUAUAGGGGAAAAAUACCAUAUUUUUUAUUCUCUAUUCUUGGAUUUUUGCAUCUCUCCUGGACUCUAAUAACGUCGUAGUGUUUCCCUUAGUUAUUGCUGUGGUUAUAUUGACAUGUUGCUCUAAGACAGGCCUUUAAUGAGAUAGUGGUGGGGUAGUAAAUACUGUCUAGUACUGUUUGUUCAACUGAGAUGCGCAGAGAUAUUUAUUUUUUACUUUUACAUCUGCCACAAAUGAGCAACACUGGUGAUGGUUAACAUAUUAUACAAUUGUCCACCUGUUUAUUAACAUCGCAGCAGAAUUUAAGCAUUCAUUGUACAUUCUGAACUGUGUGAGCAAGUCCAGCAUCGUGUGGCCCCUGGACUGCCUCUGUAAUAGGGCUGGACGAUUAUGGCAAAAAUAAUUAUCACAAUUAUUUUGACUGAUAUUGAAAUCACAAAUAAUACACAUGAUUAUUCAUUGAUUUAAAAACUUGAAUAUUUAUUGAACUAACAAAACUUAACUUGAAAUAUAACUUACAGCCAGAAAUAAAAUAGUUACAAGUAAACAGGUAAAAAAUAAAAAUAAUAACUUUAGUAAAUCAAAAUUAUAAUUGCAAUAGAAACAAUAAAAAAUAAUAAUUACCCAAUCUACAUGCACUCCUGUAAAACUUACAAAAAAAACCCCCACUAAUAAUGCAGCCAAAAAAAGACUCUUUGAGGGUUUUUCAAAACUCUUAAAAAAAAAAAAAGAGGCCACAAAUUGCUAUACUUUGUGGCCACAAAGUGCUUUACCCCAUUACAGAGCCCAUAUGGGUGAGCAUAUACUGAUACAUAUGAGUCUUAGGCCCGGACUACACGUAUAUAGAUAUUUAUUUAUCAGGAUAUUUUUGUACUCCCAUCUAAAUAAAUGUAUCUGUCCACACGUGUUAGUUCUUAAAAAUAUCUGCGUCCACACGUAGCCUUCAAACUCAAUCCUAUCUGGUGCCGCUUAAAAAAAAUUCAGGAACAAGGCUACCUGAUUGGCCGAUGAAUGGUAACAGCGUGAUGCGUCAUGCAUUGUUUGCGGAAGCUACGCUAGUGCGUCGGGUCCAUGUGACGGACCAUGUGACCAAUAAAAGUAUUGGCCGCAGCAGACGCGUCUGUGAGCUGGCUGACUGGUGGAUGUAAUUGUAUAAAACAAGGUUCACUUGCAAGGCUGAAAUUAGCCCCAAAAGGGCAAAAAAAAAAAAAAAACAUAAAGAAUACCCUGUAUGUCCACCAUCGUUGUUGUUGUUUUUCUUUUUAAUUCGCAUGCGCGAGCUGAGGUUUGACGUCAUCGAUCCAUAAAAGUCCAACCACACGAAUCCACUACGGAUACGGGAUACGGAUAUUUUUUUAUUUCUCCACUUGUUUUUCCGGAUUCAGAUUUAUCCGGUUUGAGUGCUCCAAACUCCCGUUUUGGUGUGGUAGGGAGGCCUAAUUGGACAUUAAUAUGUGCGGUUUGAAAUAUAUCCGCAUUCGUGUAGUUCGGGCCUGAGUUAGAGCCCUAUGUGCAACUGACCAUGGCGGUGCACCAUGGUCAGUUGCCUAUAGGGGAAACCCUGAAGUUGGUCGGGUUCCCUCGGGGAGCAGACAUGACAGCGUGACAAACUUUUCAAACAAUUUUCUUUUGCUCGACGUCCGUCAACUUGAAGCCAAAAUGUUUCCAGAUAACUGAAGUUGUCCUACCUUUCUUCUCAACCAAAGGCUGCCUUUCUGCCAUGUUUUCAAUCGCUCCCCAUAUUAUUGAUCCACACACAUCACACGCUUGCUGCAGCUGCACGUAUCAUGGGUGCAUUCAAAGUGUUUUCCCAGCACAGGAACUUACAUACACACUGCGCCAUGCGGCGCAUUAAUUGUUUUUCUUUGAUUAUAAUGUUUUUAUGAUUGUGAGAAGCCAAAAUCGAAAUCAUGAAUAAAAUUCGAUUAAUCAUCCAACUCUACUCUGUAACUGGUUCUCUGUGCACUGCUGUCUGUCUGCAGGUUAUGCCCGCAUUGUACUGGCCUUGCUGUCCUUCUACCUGAUGCCCUGCUGUCCAUGGCCAGCUGUCUUCUGCUACUUGCUCAGUUCCCUGCUUGAUUCUUUUGAUGGCCAUGCUGCACGAGCACUCAAUCAGUGUAAAUAUCCAGGAAUUACCUUUACACAUUUCUUUUUCAAAUUCCUCUAAAUGUCUCUGUGGUAAUGUCCAGAUGUCACCCAUUUCCUGAAAUGAAACUAAAAAGCAGAAAAACAAUGACAGUAAGCUAAAAACUAGAGUAGCCAUGCUCCAAAACGUUUCUCUGGAAACUCCAAACAGCCAGUUUUACAAACCAAUAGAGCUUAAAAUGCAGAUUAAGGCAUUUCUGCAUCAGCGCCACUGUUAAGAUGCAGACUCCUUUAUUUACUCAUUUAUGUGUUUAGUCUGUACCCCACAGGCUACAUCAGUGGUGGAAUAAAUUUGAGUUGUUGUUUGUUUGUUUUUUUGUUUGUUUGUUUUUUUCAACCAACACACAUACUAGUUAGUCACCUUUACUUCACAGUUGUUUUUUUUAAGUGAUAAUGAGUCAUUUGAUAUUAGUUAUUUGACAGCUUUGCCUUAUAUUGGUAUAAUGUUAAUAAGUACUUUUACCCAAGCCAUGGGCUGGAGAACAGCUUUCAAAAACAUAGACUUUGGAGUCAGCUGUUUGAUUCUUGUUGCCCUUUCAUUUGCUCUUUAAACCAUAUAUCCAUUAGAAUGUACAAAACCCAAUUCCAUUGAAGUUGGGAAAUUGUGAUAAAUGUAAAUAAAAACAGAAUACAAUGAUUUGCAAAUCCUUUUCAACUUAUAUUCAAUUAAAUACACUACAAAGACAAGAUAUUUAAUGUUCAAAGUCAUAAACUUAAUUUUUUUUUGCAAAUAAUAAUUAACUCAGAAUUUCAUGGCUACAACACAUGCCAUAGUAGUUGGGACAGGGGCAUGUUUACCACUGUUACAUCGCCUUUCCUUUUAACAACACUCAAUAAAUGUUUGGGAACUGAGGAGACGAAUUGUUGAAGCUUUGAAGGUGGAAUUCUUUCCCAUUCAUGCUUGAUGUACAGCUUUAGUUGUUCAACAGUCCGGGGUCUCUGUCCUGUAUUUUCUGCUUCAUAAUGCGCCACACGUUUUCAAUGGUAGACAGGUCUGGACUGCAGGCAGGCCAGUUGAGUACCCGCACUCUUUUACUACAAAGCCACACUGUUGUAACACGUGCAGAAUGUGGCUUGGCAUUGUCUUGCUGAAAUAAGCAGGGGCGUCCAUGAAAAAGACGUUGCUUGGAUGGCAGUAUAUGUUGCUCUAAAACCUGUAUGUACCUUUCAGCAUUAAUGUUGCCUUCACAGAUGUGUAAGUUACCCAUGCCUUGGGCACUAAUGCAUCCCCAUAACAUCAUAGAUGCUGGCUUUUGAACUUUGCGAUAACAGUCCGGAUUUGAAAUGUGGACUUGUCAGACCACAGAACACAUUCCCACUUUGCAUCAGUCCAUCUCAAAUGAGCUUGGGCCCAGAGAAGCCGGCGGCGUUUCUGGAUGUUGUUGAUAAAUGGCUUUCGCUUUCCAUAGUAGAGUUUUAACUUGCACUUACAUAUGUAGCGACAAACUGUAUUUACUGACAGUGGUUUUCUGAAGUGUUCCUGAGCCCAUGUGGUGAUAUCCUUUACACAUUGAUGUCAAUUCUUUAAACAGUGCUGCCUGAGGGAUCGAAGGUCAUGGGCAUUCAAUGUUGGCUUCUGGCCGUGCCGCUUACGUGCAGUGAUUUCUCCAGAUUCUCUGAACCUUUUGAUGAUAUUAUGGACCGUAGAUGUUGAAAUCCCUAAAUUCCUUGUGAUUGUACUUUGAGAAACAUUGUUCAUAAACUGUUUGACUAUUUGCUCACGCAGUUGUUCACAAAGUGGUGAACCUUGCCCUAUCCUUGCUUGUGAAUAACUGAGAAUUUUUAGGGAAGCUGCUUUUUUUCCCUUGCAGCAAUGAAAUUCUGAGUUUAUUAUUAUUUGCUAAACAAAAAAAGUUAAUGAGUUUGAACAUUAAAUAUCUUGUCUUUUUAGUGUAUUCAAUUGAAAAUACAUCGAAAAGGAUUUGCAAAUCACUGUAUUCUGUUUUUAUUUACAUUUAUCACAAUUUCACAACUUCAAUGGAAUUGGGUUUUUUAAGUGAGUGUAAAAUUACAGAAUUACUUAAGCACAAACUGGACUUCUUGUUCUUCACACUUGUCGUUAUUCUCAUAUUGUUUCAAUCUGGAGUAUUUGCUUAUUUUUCCCCUUUAGCCACAAAGUUUGGAGCCAUGCUGGACAUGCUGACAGACCGCUGUGCCACCAUGUGUCUGCUGGUAAACCUAUCCCUGCUCUACCCAUCCUACACCUUUCUUUUCCAGCUCAGCAUGUGUCUGGACAUUGCCAGCCACUGGCUGCACCUACACAGGUACCUCAUCAAAGAGAGAAGUCUGUGCUCCUUUGAGAUGAAUGUUGUUGAUUAUUUAUUGUUAAUGCUCAAUGACAGCCUCACUUUGAGCUAUGGGAGAGAAAAAGGGAGCAUGAAGCUAAAUUUAGAUGUAACCUGUAUGUGGCAUGUUUAGAAGUUGAUAAACAGAUUUGAAUUUUAGAGAUAGACCUUUCUCUAUUGUAUCGAAACUAUCUCUUUACACAGUUACAUAUUCCAUAUGUACAGGGACUCACCCACUGGAGCAGUUGACGUGGAUAUGUCUUUAGGACACACGACUCCACGUUCCACGCAUGGUAUAAAAGGCCCAGAUGUGCAUGAUUACACUGAUUCAUUGAUUUCCAGUGAGAGAGUAGGAGACGUGCGAGAGAAGCUGCAAACUUCAGACACUGGGGAGGCAAAUUAACAUCUACUUACCAUGAGUUGGAGAGUUGGUCUGCGGGCCCCUCUCGGGAUUGCUAGUAUGCCUUCCCGAUCCAUUUCUAGGAAAAAGAGUCUGGUAGGGGUACCAUACGACACAUUGCACUAUUUGCUCUGCUAAUGCACCCAGGUACUGCCUGCUGCCGAAGCUGACCUGGUCGGCUGUUGCAGUUUUAUGUUUCUCCCCACUCAGUGAAACGGGCAAGCAAACUUGUUCGGUGUAGAGCUUGCAUAGAACGACAGGGCAUCUGCGCGCUCUUCCUUCUGUGUGAUUCACAAGCAGCACUAUCCUGCAUAGUGGCUGUUCUAACCGCUGUGUCUGCCCAUUUCCUUCAUUUGUUAGCCGCUACCUGCUAAGCACAUUACACAGAAUGGUGUGGGCAUUAGCAGAAGCUGGAGCACCCCCUGGGAAAGCCAGCACACAUUAACAUUCUAGAAAUGAGGGCAAUUUGUGCACUUUGCACCAAGGCCACAGGGCCACCAUGUACUAGUGAGGACAGACAGCGUCCCGGCAGCAAUGUACAUAUACAAGCAAGGGGGUCUGAGCUCCCCCUGCCUUUGCAGGAUGGUUCAGGAGCUGUGGACGUGGGCAGAUGGGCAGUUUCUGUCACUCAGAGCUAUGCAUGUGCCUGGAAAGGCAAACCGGGGAGCAGACUUGUUGUUCAGGGGGGGACCCAGGGGAAUGGAGGCUACACCCGAAAUGGUAGAAUACAUCUGGCAUCACUUCGACAGGGCAGUGGCUGACCUGUUUGCAUCCAGGGGGAACACACACUGUUCUUUUCCAUUUGGAGAGAUGAGCUUCCUUAGGCACCGAUGCCAUGGCGCACAAGUGGCCUCAGGGACUCUUGUGUGCCCUAUCCCUGUUCAGUCUCCUUCCAUCUCUCCUGCAGAGAGUCCCAAAGAUGUGAGGCCCUGAACUGGCCACACAUGGUGUGGUUCUCAUGGGUGAUGCCCCACCUGGAUGGGAGGCCAUGAGAACUGCCAGUUCAUCUGGGACCUUCUGAGCUAGGUACAGGGAGCUGUGUUCCACCCGUUUCUCUAGGGGCUCUAGGGGACUGUAGCCUUACCUCUCAGUUCCUGAGAGAUCCUCCUUGUGCCACACAGGAUAUUGGUUGUCCCAACAUGGGAUCUGGACCGCCUUAAAGCAUGAGCCCUUUGAGCCCCUGGAAACAGCAGACAUUAAGUGGCUGUUACUUAAGGCUGCAUUUCUUGUUUCAGUAACCUCGGCUAAAAGGGUAGGUGAACUGCAGGCUCUGUCAGUCCACCAGGACUGCUGUCGCUUUCUCCCAGAUGACUCAGCCGUUGUCUUGCGCCCCAAUCCUGCGUUUCUGCCAAAGGUGCUCUUAGACUUUCACUUGAAUCAGCCAAAGGAGCUCCGGUCCCUCCGCCUUGCCUGAGAAGGAGGUGAGGUCGGUCAGGAAUGUCGAUCGCUGUGCCCAGUCAGAGCCCUGAGGAUUUACAUCCAGCGCACGCAGGCACUUAGACAAACGGACCAGCUGUUUGUCAGCUUCAAGCCUCAGUGUCUGGGCCAGCCAGUAUCUAAAUCUAGGCUGGUACACUGGGUUGUGGAAACAAUUCUGCAUGCAUACAAAGGCGCUGGUGUUCCAACACCAGCGGGAAUAAGGGCCCAUUCCACGCGGGGGUUGGCAACCAUAUGGGCUCUGUGGCGGGGUGCCAGCCUCACCUAGGUUUGUGUGGCCACCUCAUGGAUAAGCCCUUUUAUCUUUGCAAGGUUCUAUUGUUUGAAUGUGGCUAUCGGCACCUCCUUUGGGUAAUGUGUGCUCAGUACCUCUUCAUGAGGGCCUCAGUUGGCAGGAGCCAGUUUGAGCCCACCAAGGGGAUGUUCUUCAUCCUUGUCAGAUGGCAUAGCAGAGGGCUUGCCAUCUGAGUAACUUCCCCCCUUCACACCCUGCUUUGUGGGGCAGUGGCACACAGCGUCUGGCCAUGCCACUAGUUGUGAGUGGGUGUGGUGUCUAUUGAUGUAUCUGUUAGUUUGGACUUAUUCUAUAUUUGUAGUAUUCACAGGGGUCUCACUGUCAUACACUGUUUUUAAAUAAAGCACUCAGGUGGUGGGGACGUCUCAUUUAAAUACCAGGGAUCAUGGGGAAUGUGUGGAGAGAUAGUCUCUUCACUCAAAGAACCAAGGUUACCGUGAAACCAAGCAUUCAGCAACACAUGACUUAAAGAGAGUACUGUUGUUCAGCCUCAUGGGUGGUAACAUGCUUCCAGAGCCCUCUUUUAGGGUGCUUACUUUUCUGAGGUCAAGAUACUUGUCUCACAACACUUCCACUCAGGAUUUCAUAAAGAAAAUAUAGAUCAUACCUGUAAAGUUUUUUUUUUUUUUUAAUUUUAAUUCAGGUGUGGUUGAUUUCUCCAUUUCACAGACUCCAUCUUUGUUGUUGUUAACAAGGUGUAUAUUAGAUCCUUGAUUUUAAAAGAUCAUAGACAGAGAUGUGAGAUCUGAGAGCAUGGUGGUGAUCUAGAAGUUGAGCUAUUUUCAACAGAGAGUGCUGUAAGCAUAGUGACACUAAACACACAGGGCAUCUCUGCACUGACCAAAAACACUUUAAACUCCUGUGAGGAGUAUUUUGACUUUUUGAGGCAUUAAAAAUUACAAUUUUUAAAUGGUCAUUUAAUGUCUCAAACAAAGUUGAAUAGCUUGAGAAAUGGCCCUGUUUUAACAGCUUUGUCUAUACAUUAACUAUACAUUACACACUUGACCAGCAAAAGUUAGUAGGACAAGACAAGCUAAUACUGCUCUGUCAGGGCUGUCAGAGCUUUAACCGCAAUGGUUCUGAAUAGAAAGGAGGUGCUGCUGGAGCAAAAAACAUUGUUCGUGGAAAUGGGCCCUUAAUCUUUCGUAAAAGAAAUAGACCUCCAGGGCCAGCAUUAGUAUUUCUGACAAAGUGAUGCCGAUUUUGGAGUAUUCUGUACAAAAAUGCAUGAAAUCCCCUCUUUCAGUAAUUAUGGUCCUCUGCCCGGUAACUUUAAAAGUCUGUUUGCGCUUUCAUUUCACUCCUCUGGUUCUGUAACACUGCUAAAGCCCAUACAGUGAUGUAGGUUAUUGGUUUGCUUUAUAACUAUUUCCUUCAUUUUGUUUGACGGUUCCUUUAUUCUGCUCCUUGUGCUCUGUAAUGUCCCUUGUUGCUGCUGCACCUUGAUAAAUACUAAGUUUUGUGCUCUCCAAAUAAAUCAAGAUUCAUGUUAGAGAUAUCGUCCAUGCUAUUUGGUGAAACUUGCAGAAACUGAAAUAUUUGCCACAGUGUCAACAGGCAGAGGUAAAAUCCUUGACUGUAUCAAUGGGCUGGCCUUCUUUCCACAGAUGAUCUUGAUUUGGUUUAUGAAACAGAUUCUUGACUAUGUGAGGUUUGGACCGAUCAGAUAACAGCAAAAUAAGAAAAUGGUCUGUUUCUGUGUUUUCAGACACUUUGAAUGACUUCCAACUCUGUUGGUGGUAAAAACACUUAUUUUGAUCAGACAAAUUUACCACUGUGGAUUUUGCUUCAUUAGACUAGUUUGAACAAGACUCCUCUGAAAAAAUGUCUUAUGAGUUCUUUUGCUUAUCAUCUCCUUUUCCUCCCUUUAUUCAUUAGCUCUAUUAUCAAAGGAUCGAGUAGUCACAAGACCAUUGACCUCUCAGGCAACCCCAUCCUUCGCAUCUACUACACAUCCAAGGUGAGGACACACACACUCACGAACAAGAAAAGAUACGAUGGCUUCUUAGGCUCUAAUGCAGCAGUGUUUGUCUCCUGCAGCCUGUGUUAUUUGUGAUGUGUGCUGGGAACGAGCUCUUCUUCUGUCUCCUCUAUCUUCUCUAUCACAUCCCAGAACCCGCUGGUAAGACCUUUUUUCUCAUCUUCUCACCUCUUAACCUAAUCAGAUCUUUACUAUCCCUCUCACACCACAGAUUGUCGAAGGGUAUGCUUCAGUGUUUUGACCUGCUGUGUUUUUUUUUCUGCUGCAGCCUGGCUCUACUUGCUGCUGGGAGUCAGUGGGAUCAUCUGUGUGAUCAAGGCAGGCAUCAGCGUCGUACACCUUAUCUCAGCUUCACAGAACAUGGCUGCUCUGGACGUUGCUGAGCGGGAGAAAAGCAAGAAGACUCAGUGA